Musa acuminata subsp. malaccensis (wild Malaysian banana) is the source of this 1296-nucleotide messenger RNA. RefSeq names its product proline-rich protein 4-like. NCBI's taxonomy places the organism in Eukaryota, Viridiplantae, Streptophyta, Magnoliopsida, Zingiberales, Musaceae. The record is from RefSeq and is a predicted model, not a curated record.
GAUGUUCCUGUGCUAAAGACAGCAGCUGCACGUACAAUAUAUCUUCUGAUUCAAAUUCUUUAUCAGCGCCCCGCAGGACGCAGAAAAGCUACUGUCAACAUGUGACCCGCAGCAAGCUUCCAAAUCAAUCACAAGCCCCCGUGAAGCAACACCCCUCACAUGUCCUUGUUUCCUUCGCUUGGCAAUCCUCGGUUGGCUUCUUCGAUCAUAUGAACCGGAGUGGUAGAUCUCGAAGAACAAGAAACCUCUCGCUUUGUCCAUCACACCCCCGUUCGCCAUGAAUCCGGCGACCCUGGUGCUCUUGAUUGCGGCUCUUUGCACCGAUUCCCUCUCCGCUGAAGCUCUUCCGCAUCGCAUUCCUCACAUCACCGUGCUGGGUGCAGUCUACUGCGAUACCUGCGCCUACAACAACUUCUCCAAGAACAGCUACUUCCUGCGAGGUGCCGAGGUGCAGAUAGACUGCAAGUUCGUCGCCAACUCCACGUCGAGAGAAGCGAUGUCGAUCACGGCUGACAGAACAACCGACAGAUUCGGAGUGUACAAGCUGGAAAUCCCCCCGGUGGACGGAUUCGAGUGCCGAGAAGGGCGGGAGAUCAAGUCCAUGUGCCGAGCCAGCCUGAGCAAGAGCUCGUCUCGGCGCUGCGACGUCGCGGGCUUCAGGAGUUCGACAGCGCACGUCGCCGUCAAAGACAGGGAGAGCAACGUCUGCUACUUCAACCUGAACGCAUUGAGCUAUAGACCAGCCCGGAGAAACGUGCCGCGGUGCGGGGCUAAGGAGGCGGCCAUGUCGAGUUUCGCAACUUCGUCCUUCAUCUUUUGGCCGAUUCUUCCACCAUUUGGAAUUCCUUGGCCAAGUCUCCCGUUCCCCUUCUCUCCGCUGCCGUUUCUGAUCCCACCAUCGCUUCCCUUCCCCUUCCCUCACAUUUCGUUGCCCGAUCCAUCCUCUCUUCCUUUCCCCAUCCCAUCUUGGCUUCUUCCUUUUCUGAAGCCACCGUACUUUCCCUUCCAGUUUCCUCCCAUACCUUUUCUAACUCCAACUCCAACUCCGACUCCCCCUUAUUCCUCCGGAUUUCAGCCUCCAGCUCUCGUUCCAUCAUCAAAACCUUGACGCACCUUGUCCUCCUCGGAGAGGUGUCGCAAUCCGGGAGAAACCAAGCACUAGUUAGAGACAUUUUUGGAGGUUAAUUAGCAGCUUCUUGACGAAUUUCUUUCUACUUUUUUUUAUCUGAGGACAAUGUGUGAGGUAGCUGAUCAUUUGAGAUCAGUAAAUGAAGUCACUGGGUGUUGUUGAAAGAA